AUGGCAACAAUUUCCUGUUUUUGUUUUCCCUCCACCUCUUCGUCUUCUUCAUUCUCAAUUCACAGAAACUUUACUUUCAAUACAAACUCAAACUCUAUGUCUUUAAUGGGUUCGCUCUCUUUCGCUCCCAAAACCGGCACGCUCUACACUCGCUUUGUUUCAAUUUCCAUCAAACAAAAGCGUUCCAAUAUCCCACUUCAAGUGAGAUCAGUGGCUGUUCCUUCGGAAGCUGUUGCUGGGUUUGAUGAAAUGGUGUCCGGGACUCAAAGGAAGUAUUAUAUGUUAGGUGGCAAGGGAGGUGUAGGCAAGACAAGUUGUGCUGCUUCACUUGCUGUUAAAUUUGCAAAUAAUGGGCACCCCACUUUAGUGGUUUCAACUGAUCCUGCACAUUCAUUGAGUGAUUCUUUUGCUCAGGAUUUGACUGGAGGGCAACUGGUUCCGGUUGAUGGACCUGAUUGUCCAUUGUUUGCUCUCGAGAUAAACCCUGAGAAGGCUAGGGAAGAAUUUCGCAGUGUAACUCAGAAAGAUGGUGGAACUGGGGUUAAGGAUUUCAUGGAUGGUAUGGGUCUCGGUAUGCUUGUAGAGCAGUUAGGAGAAUUAAAACUUGGAGAGCUAUUGGACACACCUCCUCCUGGUUUGGAUGAAGCAAUUGCAAUUUCCAAAGUGAUGCAAUUCCUUGAAUCCCAGGAAUACAGUAUGUUCACUCGAAUAGUUUUUGAUACUGCACCAACGGGCCAUACUUUGCGACUUCUGUCUUUGCCAGACUUCUUGGAUGCUUCCAUAGGCAAGAUAUUAAAGCUUAAACAAAAAUUAGCUUCAGCCACGUCAGCAAUAAAAUCUGUAUUUGGGCAAGAGCAAACCCAACAGAAUGCUGCUGACAAACUGGAGAAACUGAGGGAGAGGAUGAUAAAAGUGCGUGAACUUUUCCGUGAUACAGAAGCAACAGAGUUUGUCAUAGUGACAAUCCCCACGGUGAUGGCGGUCAGUGAGUCCUCAAGGCUGCGUUCCUCGUUGACAAAGGAAACUGUACCUGUCAAGAGGCUUAUUGUUAACCAGAUUCUUCCCCCAUCUGCCUCAGACUGCAAAUUUUGUGCAAUGAAAAGGAAGGAUCAGAUGCGUUCUCUUGAUAUGAUCCGAAGUGAUCCAGAACUCUCCAACUUGAUAAUGGUUCAGGCACCCCUAGUUGAUGUUGAGAUCAGAGGCAUUCCGGCUCUAAAAUUUAUUGGGGACAUUAUAUGGAAGUGACCAUGUGUUCAUUGAUUUCGGAGGUACAUGUUAUUUAUCAAGCACGAGAAGGAAGGAGCCCUGAGAAGAGAGGUAGUUGGGUGGCAUUCUACCAAAAAGUUAGAAUUAAAUGGUGAAAGCCCUUCUUGCUUUGGCCAUCUUUUUGGACCGAAAGUACAAAUACAAUUUUUUUUUCCCAUCACCUUGAUUUUUCACUCUCUUUAAGUUUCCCCUGAUAAACUGGGAUUUGAAGCUAGUGAAAAUUAACAAAUUUUUUUCCUUACCAAGAAAUCCCUGAAUGUUCUCUCACAUAAGUUCUGUAAUUUUGAAGAAUGCUUUGUAUAUUCGUAUAAAUACAAAAUGAAAUAAAUAACUGAGC
Pistacia vera is the source of this 1603-nucleotide messenger RNA. Its product is annotated as ATPase ARSA1-like. Gene Ontology annotation, molecular function: ATP hydrolysis activity; ATP binding. The transcript has 12 exons. The coding region runs from base 1 to 1245 and encodes 414 amino acids. Lineage: Eukaryota; Viridiplantae; Streptophyta; Magnoliopsida; Sapindales; Anacardiaceae. The record is from RefSeq and is a predicted model, not a curated record. Gene Ontology annotation, cellular component: GET complex. Gene Ontology annotation, biological process: post-translational protein targeting to endoplasmic reticulum membrane.